GUUCCUAACCUUUUUUCCCUCUCCAACGUGCCUAUCCUAUCAUCGAUUCUCGACCAUCGGUGUUCGUCGUCCUUUCCUCCACCACCACCAUCACUUUCACAACCACCAGCGACGAACCAUCACCCCCCUCCGAUCCGCCCCCGCGAAUCGCCCCCUCAAUCUCUGCUUCGCUUGAACCUCGCUCCUCAUCAUCAAUCGAGCGAGUCGAUUCUCCGACGAUUAUUUUUUUCUCUCUCCCGUCGCGUUCCCAUCGUCGUUCGUCUCCGAUAGUUGCCCAUCAUGGCGGGAAAAAUGGUGCUGUACAAGUUGGUGGUCCUAGGCGACGGUGGCGUGGGGAAGACCGCUUUGACGAUCCAGCUCUGCCUGCAACACUUUGUCGAAACCUACGACCCCACGAUUGAGGAUUCCUACCGCAAGCAAGUCGUCAUCGACGGGCAAGCAUGCAUGCUCGAAGUCCUCGACACCGCCGGCCAAGAAGAGUACACAGCCCUUCGGGAUCAAUGGAUUCGAGACGGAGAAGGCUUCGUCCUCGUCUACAGCAUCUCAUCACGGUCGUCCUUUUCACGCAUUAAGCGGUUUCACCAUCAGAUCCAGCGAGUCAAGGAAUCAUGUGCAUCCUCACCGUCAUACCCGGGCUCCCCAAUUUCGGCAGCUAGCCCGCAAGCCCCCGUGCCCAUCAUGCUCGUCGGCAACAAGAGCGACAGAGUUACCGAGAGGGAAGUGUCAACACAAGAAGGCCACGCCCUGGCCCGCGAGCUCGGCUGCGAGUUCGUCGAGGCGUCGGCCAAGAACUGCAUCAAUGUGGAGAAGGCUUUUUACGAUGUUGUCAGAAUACUUCGGAGGCAGCGCCAGGCAGCCUCGCGGCCCCAACCGGGCGGACGGAGCAGCACCCGGCCAACCAACGGCGACGCCGGUGCGAGGUACGACGACAAGGAGGGCGGCGAUCGUUAUCGUCGCAAAGUGGGCAGACGGGAAGGCAAGAGUAAAUGCGUCGUCUUGUGAGGUCGCCCUCAUUGCGACAUGGACCUAUGUUCCCACCCUUAUCGACGGACUUGCUUCGGAUCCACGGCCGUAGCCCCGAUCCUUCAGAUUUGCAAAUCCGACGGGCCCACUGCCGCGAGGCACAAGCAUUUCACACGUCACGACUUGAUGAUUGCCAGCAUUAGAGAAGCGCUGGCAAAGGCCCCCUCCCCCUCCUCAAACGGCCACGACUAUUGGACGCACGAGAUUUCGAGUUCUGCUUUGAAGACGAUUCGGAUUUUUCCCCACGUCAUGGAUGAACAACCAGUUUCCCAUUGGGCGAACGGCGCACGAAAAGAGAGGCAUAUUUCUGGGGCGUAGGUUUCUUGAGAUUCAAUCAAACCUUUGGGCAGACUGGGAGUUCUCGUUUUUAUUUUUGUUCAUUCCGAACCACAUGAGGGCAAGCUGGCGGUGUUACAGGAGUCUUUCCCGCGGGCCUUUUUUGACGUCUAGCCGGUCGCAAAAGAAAAUGAUGCCACGUAUCUGCCACCUUCUACCCCCCCGGGAUUGUUCAUGUGUCGUGGUUUGGAUUAUUCAUACGGACUAUUUGACUUCUCGCUCAACGGCCGAGAGUGAGUGAGCGAGGGAAAGAGAGAGAGAGAGAGACGGAAGAGAGAGAGAGAGAGAGAGAAGAGCGGCGGGAAGACCUAUUGGAAGAGCUGCUGAAGACUGCGGGAGGUGGGAGCAAGCACUAAUCUGUGUAUACCGAAACGACCCUUAUUUUCCUGGCCGUGGUUCCGAGCCCAGAAGGAGUUGUGUAUGGGGAAGCGGCACAUUGAUGCCGACCCCCAUGCGGGAUGUAGUUGGGACAUCUGGGACAGGCAGACUUCUUUCUCGUUGAAUCUACAUUAUCCGUC
This is a messenger RNA of Colletotrichum destructivum, 1877 nucleotides long. Its product is annotated as Putative small GTP-binding protein. NCBI's taxonomy places the organism in Eukaryota, Fungi, Ascomycota, Sordariomycetes, Glomerellales, Glomerellaceae. Gene Ontology annotation, cellular component: plasma membrane. The record is from RefSeq and is a predicted model, not a curated record. Gene Ontology annotation, molecular function: GTP binding; GTPase activity; GDP binding. The transcript is spliced from 2 exons. Gene Ontology annotation, biological process: Ras protein signal transduction. Bases 280 to 1002 code for a protein of 240 amino acids.